This is a messenger RNA of Acipenser ruthenus (sterlet), 6851 nucleotides long. Its product is annotated as zinc finger protein 687b. The coding region runs from base 176 to 4780 and encodes 1534 amino acids. NCBI's taxonomy places the organism in Eukaryota, Metazoa, Chordata, Actinopteri, Acipenseriformes, Acipenseridae. The transcript is spliced from 9 exons. The record is from RefSeq and is a predicted model, not a curated record.
CAGGGGUGGGGUCCUGGAAGACAAAAGCAAAUCAAUCGGAAAACGAGGGCGGAGGAAUCAGAAAGAAACGGCGCGGAUUACCGGGAGGAGGAAACACAGACACACACCACGGGGUUAACUUUACAAUAAAAGUGCUAAUAAUGGAAAGAAAAAGGGUUCAGUCCAUUAUCCCGCAAUGGGGGACAUGAAGACCCCCGAUUUUGACGACCUGCUCGCGGCGUUCGACAUCCCGGAUAUCGACGCGAAGGAAGCCAUCCAGUCCACUCCGGACGAGCCCGAGGGGGGCCACAGACCGGGGGCGGGGGGCGACCCCCCCUCGGACCCCCCGGGGGUGAGCGUGAUCGUGAAGAACACGGUCCGGCAGGAGGGCUUCGGGGAGGCGGGGUCCGACACGGAGAAGCCGGACGGGAGACCGCUUCCGACCGGCGCGAUGCCGGCCAGCGAGCAGAGCCUGGAGAUGCAGAACGGGUUCUGCGUUCCCUCCUCCCCCAUCUCCUCCCCCUCCUCCUCCUCCUCCUCCUCCUCCUCCCCCUCCUCCUCUCCCUCUUCCAACUCUUUUUCUAUUCCUUCGAUUGCCGCUAAUUCCUCCGAAGCGACGAAGCCCCUCGGUUUGCAGCACCCCCAGACGGUAUCCAACGGCGACCUGUGGUCCCCUCUCUCGCCCAAGACCAGCAGAGAGACCCCGGGAAGCAGCAGCAUCAGCAGCAUCAGAGGUAGCAUCACUAGCCUGAGUGGUGGAAACAGCGCCGACCUGAGCGAACACUGCUGUAAGGCUACAAAUAUCUUCUCCAGGCUGCGUCCUCUGGUGGCUCAGAGCCCAGUGGAUUUGAUAGGGAAGGGUAGGGAGCGUAAGGGUUUGCUUCAGCAGCAGCAGCAGGUUCAUCUUCAACAGCACCGGAAGCGACGGGGAGACGGAGGUGGAGAGGGUGGUGGUGGUGAUGAUGAUGAAAUGGAAAUUGAAGAAUCCGCUGCUUCCAGUGCCUCUGGGGUUCCUGAUGCAUCUCCCGGGGUUGGGGUACCUUUCUUUGCUCCUCCCAAAACUGCUCCCGCCCCCCCCUCGCCAGCCACCGCUGCCCCCCCCGUCUCCACCUCCACGCUCAAUUUGGAACCCCAAAAUAGCAACCCCUCCCCCCGCCUCUUGGGGAGCCCCCCUCCUCCUGCGCCCCCCGACCCCUCCUCCACCACCACCACCACCACCUCCUCCUCCGCGCUGUUCGAGAGAAACAGGGAGCCGGCUCAGGCCCGCCCCACGGGGGGGAGAUACUCCCCGGGUUCGACAGGGUUCUGCUCUGAAGAAUCGGAGCCGGAUAUCGGGAGCCCCCUGGUCAUCCAGGAGAGCCUGGAGUCUCCCACCUCUUCCCCUCCUGGGAGCCCCGGGGAAAAAACUCGGGAGCCGAGCCCCGUGGCAUCAAGCCAGCCGACGACACCCCAGAAAUACCCCGAAGCGCCUGCUUGCCCUCCUCCCUUAACCCUACCCCAGCCCUGGCCCCAGCCGCGCUGCCCUGCCACGACGGACGAUCUGGGAAGCAGCAGGAAAAAAAGCCCGGAGCACAUUGUAGAGGAACGGGAUUCUCCCCAAAGCCCGGAACCGGAGAUCCAGACUCCCCUUAAUAAUAAGACUCCACUUUCCAACAGUGUGGCUUCUGCUGUCAGUUCAGGAGGCAGUGGCAGCAUUGCUGGCGAUGAUGAUGAUAAUAAUAAUAAUAAUAAUAAUCCUGCUCCUUCUCUCCCGCUGCUCCCUAGCAGUCCCGGGGCAAAGCAGGAAGAGGGGGAAGGGGAACCCAAAUCGAGUUCCUCUCACUCCGCCAAGGAGUCCCGUUCGAUCCAGGACAGUCCGGAGAGCCCUAGCGAGGAGGAAGAGGGGGAGGAGGGAGGAGGAGGAGGUGGGGAAGAAGGGGAGGUAAUGGAGGCAGCAGAUGAAGAAGGGAGAGGGAGCCUGAGAAAAGUAGAGAGCGGAAAAAAUACUAACGGCAGCAACGGAAAAGGAGGCAACAAAUCUGCAUCGUCGACGUCUUCUUCCUCGGCUCCUUCCAGACCUUUAAAAGUCCGGAUCAAAACCGUCAAGACUUCGAGCGGAGGGAUCACCAGAACCGUGACCCACGUGGCGCCGCGCUCCGCAGCUGGGAUUCCUCACCCUCCCACAGCAACGGCAGCGAUCCCCAUGGAAACGGAAGCAGGGGGAGGAGGAGGAGGGAGGGAGGGAGCGGUCAGCCGCAAGCCCACGCAGACGGCCGAGGCGCCCAAGAGAAAGCCGGUCAGUCUGCAGCUGGGCGACGGAGCUCGGCUCAAAGGCCCCAUCCUGCCGGCUUCCACCAUCCAGAACGCCAGCAGCGCCAUGCUGAUGGCAGCCAGCAAAGCGCAGGGCAGGAUCGCAGCGCUGGCAGGGGCAACGAAACCGGAAAAGACCAAGCCGCUAGCCAAAGCCGCCAUGGGCCGUCCGGCGCUGAGCCCGGCCAACCAGAAGGCGGUGAACGGCGCAGCCUCCAAACCGGCGUCCAUCGUCAACAGCGGCGGCGCGGUGAUCUCCCGCAGCCAGACCAGCCUGGUGGAAGCCUUCAACAGGAUCCUCAACAGCAAGAACCUGCUGCCCAGCUACCAGCCCGACCUCAGCCCCCCGGCCGAGUGGAGCCUGGAGCUGCCCCAGUGCGGCUACCGCUGCCUGGAGUGCGGGGACGCCUUCGCCCUGGAGCGCAGCCUGGCGCGGCACUACGACCGCCGCAGCAUGCGCAUCGAGGUGACCUGCAACCACUGCGCCCGCCGGCUGGUCUUCUUCAACAAGUGCAGCCUCCUCCUGCACGCCCGGGAGCACAAGGACACCGGCUUGGUCAUGCAGUGCUCCCACCUGGUCAUGAGGCCCGUCUCCGUGGAGCAGAUGAUUGGGCAGCAGCCCGACCUGACCCCCGCGACGGGGCUUUCGAAGGUCAGAAACGCGGCUGCUGCGGCGACGGGGGGGGCUUCGAACGGGGGGCAGGGUACCCCCGGGGAGGCGCUGACCGGCCCGGGGGGGAAGAAGAAGGAGGCUCCCCUGCUUAAGCCCCAGCCCCAGCCCCAGCCCCAGCCGGCCCUGCCCCUCAGCUGCAGGAAAGAGGAGUUGCUGCAGUAUCGGAACUUCAAGUGUCCCGAGUGUAAGAAGCAGUUCAAGGGGAAGACGGAGCUCGCCGCUCACUUCCAGGAGGUCGUCUCCGGCUCGGAUUCGAGCUGCACGCAGUGUGCCCCGGUGAUGAUGAUGUCGAACCCUUGCAGCGGCUCUGCUCACCGGCGGAUGCACCGGCACCAGGCCCCCCACGUGUGCCCCGAGUGCGGGGGUGUGGCCCGGCCAGCCGGCUUCCAGACGCACCUCAAAGAGGCCUGCCUGCAUUUCUCACGCAGAAUCGGGUACAAGUGUUCCAGCUGCCAGGUUGUGUUCGGAGGGCUGAACUCCAUCAAGUCUCACAUCCAGUCUGUUCACUGCGAGGUCUUCCACAAGUGCCCCACCUGCCCCAUGGCCUUCAAGUCCGCCCCCGGGGCCCACGCGCACAUCAGCACCCAGCACCCCGGCCUGGAGAACCAGCAGGCCAAGAUGAUUUAUAAGUGUGUGAUGUGCGACACUGUGUUCACCCACAAGGCUCUGCUGCACACUCACUUCGACAUGCAUUUAGCCAAGCAGAAGGUCCACGUGUUCAAGUGCCCAGACUGCACCAAGCUGUACGCGCAGAAAACCUCCAUGAUGGAGCACAUCAAGAGCACUCACCGCAACGGGGGCACCAAACCCGAGCCCCCCCCUCCAGCCCCCGCCCAGCGCCCCUCCCCACAGAAAGCGGUGCGCUCAGCCGGGCCGGUGAAACCGGAACCACGCCCCUCCAGCUCCUCCGAGGACGAGGAAGAGGGGGACGAGGAGGAGGAGGAGGAGGAAGAGGAGGAGGGGGGCAGCUCCCCCGACCCCCCCCGCUCGCUCCGGGACGGGGAGGAGGGCAGGGUCCCAGAGUGGCGGUGCUUUGAGUGUAGGGCGCGCUUCUCUGAGAGAGACGAGUAUAUCACGCACAUGAGGAAGGACCACGGCAAGUCUGUGAAGAAGUUCCCGUGCCGGCUGUGCGAUCGUUCCUUUUGCUCCGCCCCCAGCCUGCGACGUCACGUGCGCGUCAAUCACGAGGGGAUCAAGCGUGUCUUCCACUGCGAGUACUGCACGGAGGGGAAGCGUACCUUCAGCAGCCGCCUGAUCCUGGAGAAGCACGUGCGGGUUCGACACGGGAUCCGAAAAUGGGGCCCCUCCAGCGACAGCGAGGGCCCAGCACGCAAGCGCAGAGCUCCCCUGGAGAGGGACAGCUCCUCGGACACGGAGGGGGGAGCAGCUGGAGGAGGAGGAGGGGGAGUGAGGAGGAGGAGGAUGAGGGUGAGCACCCCGACAAAGAUCAGAAAGCGCAAGGCACCCCAGCCCCAACCAGAACCAGCCGGGCCCUUCAGCUGCCAGAAGUGUGGCUUCACCACGGAGUCCCGGCCCGAGUUCCAGGCCCACAUCCCCCAGCACCGCAGCGAUGAGUCCUCUCACCAGUGCAGCCACUGCGGGCUCUGCUUUGCCUCCCAGCCCUCCCUCAACCGCCACUGCUUCAUCACCCACCGCGUCAAGCAGCCCAGCCCUGCCGGGGACCCCAGCGAGGGGGAGGAGGGACCCGGGCAGCAGGGCGGGCUCGCCUGUCAGGUGUGUGGGAAGCUGUGCGAGACAGCAGUGGAUCUGCGCACUCACUUUCGGACGCACGGCAUGGCUUUCAUCAGGGCCACAAAGACUGGGGGAGCGGAGAAAUAGACGGGGGGCGGGGGCUCUAGCACUGCCCACAACCCAGUCCUGGGGUUCAGAAGUCUCCUCAAUGAAGUCUGUUAUUAAUAUUGAAAUGAUCAGGAAGCAGGAGUUUGAGCAGGGUUAGAAACUCACACUAGCCCUGCUGCUGCUGCUGCUGCACCCAGUCCUGGGGUUCAGAGCUCCCCUCAAUGAAGUCUGUUAUUAUUAUUAAUAUUGAAAUGAUCAGGAGCCAGGAGUUUGAGCAGGGUUAGAAACUCACACUAGCCCUGCUGCUGCUGCUGCUGCACCCAGUCCUGGGGUUCAGAGCUCCCCUCAAUGAAGUCUGUUAUUAUUAUUGAAAUGAUCAUUUCUCGUACAGACCGUUACUUUCAUCCCCGGAUGUAGUUUUAAUUACCACUGUAAUUAAUGAAACCAAUAUAAUAUAACCCACUUUCUGUCCCUAAAGGAAUAGAGCUGUAGCGAAAAAAAAAUCCUGUGUGUAAAUGUUUAGUGACGGUGAUGCAAUCCUUAUAUAGCGUCUAUCAGAAAGCGCUGUACUAACCGCACUGCAUAAAACACCCCCCACCCUCCCCACAAAAAAAAACUGCGCUGAUGAAGGCGCGAGUCCGCGAUGACGCGCCGCCCUGCCGUUAAAAAGCAGAGUGUUUUAUCAACGUUUUUUUUAUGUUUUCCGCUACAAGGAACAGCGGCUGUCACAGUUAUUCAAAUGCAGUCCUACAGCGAAGGAGGCUGGUUUUAGAAGAUUGUUUUUUGGUUCAUUUUUUUUUCUUUGGAGAAAUUGUUCAUGUUUUUUGAGGGAGGAUUGGGGCGGGGCUGGGGGGGUGGUAAUCAUGAUUUUGUGUUGUUUUUUUUCUUCGUUUGUUUGUUUUUUUAGAUUUUUUUUUUUUUUUUUUUAUAUAUAAAGUGUUCAGUUGUGUUUUUAAAGUGCUGCUGCUUCUUGAGUUUUCGAAGCGUCAUGAAAGCGGCCCGGCCCGUGUUCUAGGGUUUAGUUUUGUUCUUGUCGGUUUAGCUGGUUUUUUAUAACACUGGUUCCUGUACAGCACCGCCCAGGGCAUUUUUAACAUUGCGUGCGUGUGUGUGUGUGCGUGUGCGUGUGUGCGUUUCUUUUUUGUUCGUUUGUUUUUGAGUGCACUAACAACUGUCAGCAUUUUAAAGCCUGAUUAUGUGUGUGUGUGUGUGUGUGUGUGUGCGUAUUUAGUACCUGAUAAACAUAUAAAUCCAGACCAAUACAACCCCCCCCCCUCCCUCCCCCCCCUUUUUGAUUUUUUACUUGCGCAGUGCUGAGGUGGGGAGGAGUAAACAGGUGGCUUCAUGCAGACCUCAGUGUGUAAAGCAGGGCAGCCAGGUUCAAUGCAAAGUGCGACUUCAAACUAUCAGAGUGAAAAAUGUGCUGCCCGUACAAACCUACCUUUCCUUCUUUCUUUCUUUCUUUCUUUCUCUCAUUUUGUCUUACUCUUGUUCUUUCUCGUCUCCUUUCUUUCUAUCUGCUCGUUUUCUUUCUUUUCUCUUUCUUUCUCUCUUCCUGUGAACAGCGCUGGGGUAGAAACUGAUCAAAACUCCACAUUUCUUGGAAUGUAAUAAAAAUGUAAAGGUUUGAAACGGCUGACCAGGGCUGCAGAGCCUGCAGGAAUUGAUUUUUAUAUAAUAUAUAUAAUCUCUAAGUUUUUGGAAUGGUUAUUUUUUGGAUUCUGUAGAGGAAAGCACUUUUUCUUCUUGUGAUCUGUGAAGUCAAACCUUCCAUUACAAAAUGUUCCCAGCAGUGCCGAGUAUCUCUCAGCCCUGUCCUUCAGACUGCAAAACCGAAACUGAUCUGAACCCGCAUAUAAACCUGAUCUUAUCUCUGGUUUUUGUUUUGUUUUUUCCCUAGAUCCAAAAAAAAAAAAAAAAAAAUCCGAUUACUAGCACAAAAAAACCGCAAUGUACCCCCUUAUCUCUGUAAUGUAUUAUAAAUCCCAGUUCCUUUUGUAUUAUUAUUAUUAUUAUUAUUGACUUUGUACGUAGUAAUUCAGUGCUCUUCAGAGCAUGGAGUAAAGAAAUGUAAUAUAAUUGUUGUAAUAAAAACGUGUUCUCUUUUUCA